Molecule: messenger RNA, 3330 nt
Organism: Adineta ricciae
Lineage: Eukaryota; Metazoa; Rotifera; Eurotatoria; Adinetida; Adinetidae
Source: the annotation of a GenBank genome assembly
AUGAGUGAAACGGAAGAACCUAUGGACACAGCGAACGAGAAAAAUGACUCGGAAAAUACUACACCAACGAAACGAUCGGCAGUUAUCAAACGACAAAAGGAGAAACUUGAAGAAAAAAAAGAUGCUGAUGAAUUAGAAGAAGAACUCGGUGGGACAGAUGAUUUGCCUGAAGGAGAAGAUGAAGAAGAUUCAGAUCAAGAAUAUACAACGAAAAAGAAGAAACCAAUUAAAAAACCCGAAACCGUUCUCGAUCCGGCUUUUCAGAGUCGAUUGAAUGAAGAUCAAGUCAAACGGUUCAAUUAUCUAUUGGAGCAAACGGAAAUUUUCUCCCAUUUCGUCCAAGACGGUCAACUAAAUAAACAUGCGAAAGGUGCUGGUCCGACAUCGCCAUUAAAAAUGAAGACACAAGCAAAAAAGCCCACAGCAUCAAAUGCUGCAAGUAGUGGAGAUCAUCGUCAUCGAAUGACAGAAGAAGAAGAAGAUGCCGAAUUGUUAAGCGACGCUAAAGAAUCGGAAAAGCUCAGUUCCAUAACUCGAUUCGACCAGUCACCAUGGUAUGUGAAAGGAGGUGAAAUGCGUGAUUAUCAAAUUCGUGGUUUGAAUUGGAUGAUUUCGUUGCAUGAAAAUGGUAUUAAUGGCAUUCUUGCUGAUGAAAUGGGUUUGGGUAAAACACUUCAAACAAUCUCCUUACUUGGUUACAUGAAAUUAUGUCGCAAGGCUGUUCCACAUUUGGUUAUCUCACCUAAGUCAACAUUAAGAAAUUGGAUGAAUGAAUUGAAGCGUUGGGUACCAGCAUUGAAUAGUGUUUGCCUGAUUGGUUCUCAAGAAGAGCGUAAUCGUGUUAUCCAAGAAGAAAUCGAACCCGGUGGUUGGGAUGUUCUCGUCACGUCCUAUGAAAUUGUUUUGCGAGAAUCGGCUGUUUUGAAAAAACAUAAUUGGUCUUACAUCGUGAUUGAUGAAGCUCAUCGUAUCAAAAACGAACAAUCGAAACUAAGUAAAAUGGUGCGUUUACUCAAAUCAACCAAUCGACUUUUAAUUACGGGUACACCGUUACAAAACAAUCUCCAUGAAUUAUGGGCAUUGUUGAACUUUCUUUUACCUGACGUUUUCGAUUCCGCUGACGAUUUUAAUGCUUGGUUCGACACGCAAAAAUGCUUAGCUGACGAUAAAGAUCUCGUCGCGCGUUUACACGGAAUCUUGAAACCAUUUUUGCUACGACGUUUGAAAAGUGAUGUCGAGAAAAAAUUGCCACCCAAAAUCGAAACCAAGCUUUACGUUGGCCUGGCACCACUACAACGACAAUGGUAUACGAAAAUUUUAAUGAAAGAUAUCGACAUCUUAAAUAGUGCAAGCGGCAAACUAGAUAAGAUUCGAUUGUUGAAUAUUCUCAUGCAACUGAGAAAGUGUGCAAAUCAUCCGUAUAUCUUCGAUGGAGCCGAACCAGGCCCACCGUAUACGACCGAUAAACAUUUGAUAGAUAAUUGUGGUAAAAUGCUUAUCUUAGACAAACUUUUAACCAAAUUGAAAGAGCAAGGCUCACGGGUGUUAAUUUUCAGUCAAAUGACACGAAUGUUGGAUAUAUUAGAAGAUUAUUGUAUUUGGAGAAACUUCGAAUACUGUCGUCUGGACGGUCAAACAUCGCAUGAAGAUCGACAAAUGUCUAUUGAUGCAUACAACAGUCCAAAUAGCACGAAGUUUGUAUUCAUGCUCUCAACACGCGCUGGUGGUUUAGGUAUUAACUUAGCAACAGCUGAUGUUGUCGUCUUGUAUGAUAGCGAUUGGAAUCCCCAAGUAGAUUUACAAGCUACUGAUCGUGCGCAUCGCAUUGGUCAAACGAAAACAGUUCGUGUUUUCCGUUUAAUUACUGAACAUACUGUCGAAGAACGCAUUGUUGAACGUGCUGAAAUGAAAUUACGUCUCGAUCAUGUUGUUAUUCAACAAGGUCGUUUACAAGAAGCAGCAACAAAAUUAGACAAAGACGAAAUGUUGUCGAUGAUUCGUCAUGGUGCGACACAUGUGUUUUCGUCGAAACAAGAUGAAAAUGAAUUGGAUGUCGAUAUUGACUUGAUCUUGGCGCAAGGUGAACAAAAAACCAAAGAAUUGCGAGAAAAGUACGAAACUAUGGGCGAAAGUCAAUUGAGAAAAUUUACCAUUGAUAAUGAAAAUACGGGUGGAAGUAAUAAUGGUGGAUCCGGUGAUGGCACUGAUGCUGGUGGAGGUUCAAUUUACAAGUUUGAAGGUGAAGAUUAUCGAGAAAAACAAUCCUCGACUCUGGGUAUCAAAUGGAUUGAACCACCCAAACGUGAACGUAAAGCGAAUUAUGCAGUCGAUGCAUACUUUCGAGAAGCCUUACGAAUGAGUGAACCACGUGCACCAAAAGCACCUCGACCGCCGCGUCAACCUAAUGUUCAAGAUUUUCAAUUCUUUCCUCCGCGUCUCUUCGAACUGCUCGAUCGAGAAAUCUACGCAUUUCGAAAAUCCAUCGGCUACAAAGCUGUACGUGAUCCAGAUCUUGACGAACAAGAAGGUAAACGACAACAGCAAGAAGAACAAAAGAAAAUAGAUGAAGCCGAAUCGUUAAAUGAAGAUGAACAAUACGAAAAAGAGCAAUUGCUUCAGCAAGGCUUUUGUAAUUGGACUAAACGUGAUUUCAAUCAAUUUAUCAAAGCAAAUGAAAAAUACGGUCGUGAUGAUCUCGAAGCCAUUUGUCGUGACGUCGAAGGUAAGACACCGGACGAGGUCAUGUCUUAUGCCCGAGUGUUUUGGGAUCGUUGUCAUGAAUUAACUGAUGUCGAACGUAUCAUGGCACAAAUUGAACGAGGUGAGACGAAAAUUCAUCGACGUAUCAGCAUUAAAAAAGCACUGGAUGCCAAAAUGGCUCGCUAUAAAGCCCCAUUCCAUCAACUACGUAUUCAAUACAAUACGAAUAAAGGCAAAAAUUAUACUGAAGAAGAAGAUCGCUUUCUUCUUUGUAUGCUACAUAAGCUUGGUUUUGACAAAGAAAAUGUUUACGAAGAACUUCGUUACGCCAUUCGUCAAUCACCACAAUUUCGUUUUGAUUGGUUUCUGAAAUCUCGCACAUCAAUCGAAUUACAACGACGCUUGAAUACAUUAAUUACAUUUGUUGAACGGGAAAAUCAAGAACUGGAAGAACGUGAACGAGCUGAAAAGAAGAAAGGUCGCGCAUCAACCAAAAAUAGCAAUGCUCUCAAUUCAUCACAAAAUUCGCAAUCAACACCUGCCGCAAAGGUCAAUGGUAAUCAGAAACGUAAACCUGAUGCUUUUGUAAAUGCAUCGAACAAUUCACCAGCUAAGCGAAAGAAGAAAUGA